Molecule: messenger RNA, 3041 nt
Organism: Erigeron canadensis
Lineage: Eukaryota; Viridiplantae; Streptophyta; Magnoliopsida; Asterales; Asteraceae
Product: titin-like
Exons: 10
Coding region: 140-2713 (857 amino acids)
Molecular function (GO): chromatin binding; DNA binding
Source: RefSeq, a predicted model, not a curated record
ACAAACACACACAGACGCACUUUCUUCUGAUCGAUUAAAAUUAAAAAAUAUAUAUAUUUAAAUAUUCACAAAGAUUACCUCUGUUCUUCCUUAUAAUUUUCUUACAGGCUAUGCGGUAAAAGAAAAAAGUAAAACAAAAAUGGGAAGACCACCGAGUAAUGGAGGCCCUACUUUUCGAUUUAAUCAAGCUGAGAUUGCGGAGAUGGAAUCCAUCUUGCAAGCACACAAAGUGCAGCUGCCUGAGCGCCAAGUUCUUGUUUCUCUAGCUGAAAAGUUCAGUAAUUCUGAAGAUCGCAAGGGAAAGAUUGAAGUUCAGAUGAAACAGGUGUGGAAUUGGUUUCAAAAUAGACGAUAUGCUAUCAGGGCCAAACAGGCCAAAUCACCGGGGAGUCAAAAUAUGCCACAAGCUGAUUCAGGUUUGGUAAAAGCUGUACCUAUGGCCACACAACCACAUGCUCCUUUGGCUACUCAACCACAUGCUCCUUUGGCUACUCAACCACAUGCUCCUCUGGCUACUCAACCACAUACUCCCCUGGCUACACAACCACGUGCUCCUCUGGUUACACAACCACAUGUUCCUCUGGCUACACAACCACAUGCUCCUCUGGCUACACAGCCACAUGCUGCUUCUUCAGCCACUGUUAGAAAUAUUCCCCAAGCACCACAGCAACCGACUGUUCCUUCAGCGCCCGUUAGAACCUUUCCACAACCGCCCCAGCACCUCCCUGCUUUUUCAGGAAGGGUCACCGAUAAUUCCCAGAUGGAGUAUGAAGCUAAAUCUGCCAGGGAUGGUGCAUGGUAUGAUGUUUCAACCUUUCUAUCACAUAGGUCUCUUGAGGGUGAUCCGGAAGUACUGGUUCGGUUUGCUGGUUUUGGAGCCGAAGAGGAUGAAUGGGUGAACGUGCGCAAGAAUGUGAGACAAAGGUCUCUUCCAUGUGAGGCAUCUGAAUGCGUAGCUGUUCUCCCUUCCGAUCUUAUACUCUGUUUUCAGGAAGGUAAGGAGCAGGCUCUUUACUUUGAUGCCCAUGUCUUAGACGCACAACGGAGGCGGCAUGAUGUACGUGGUUGUCGUUGUAGAUUUUUGGUGCGUUAUGAUCAUGAUCAGUCUGAGGAAAUCGUGGCGUUACGCAAGAUUUGUCGCCGACCUGAAACUGAUUAUAGGCUCCAGCAACUUCAGGCUAUGAAUGGGUCUCUUUCCGUUAAGCAGAAUAAAAAUGGUGCUACUAAUAAUGUUCAUACGGUAAGCACUUUGAGAGUCUAUCCUCCAGCCGAAGCACAACCAAAGCAACAUAAAGUGGAACCACAUUCGCCUGCUGAAGCACCACAAAAGCGCCAAAGACUAGAUUCACCGGUUCCUGUACCUCCACCAGGAGGAUCACAAACGCAUUUAAAAGUAGAGCCAGCUGUGCAGGCUGCUCCUCUGGUCGAUGUACCACAAAAUCAGCAAACUGCACGACCUGCAGUGCCUUCUUCUAAUCUUGAGAUGCCACAGUAUCAGCAUAUAGUAGAAUCUGUACCUCCUGCCCCAUCAGCCCAACAAACAGUUGAGCCGCAAAAAGCGGAACCCGUGGUGCCUUCUCCAUCUGACCGAGCAUCACUUAAGCCGAAAAAAGUGGAACCUGUUUCAUCAGCCCAAGGAUCAGCAGAGUCUCAAAGUGUUGCACCCAUGGGAUCCACCCCUGCUGAUGAAGCACCAGUUGAGCUGCAGAAAGUACAACCUGUGAUGCCGAAUUCUUCGGGUGAAGUAUCAGUAGAAGAGCCACAUAAGGUAAAAGCGGUCCUACUUUCUUCCGACGAAGUAAAAGAGGAAACACAAAUAGUGAAAACAAGUGUGGUGGUUCCGUUGACUGAAGCAUCAGAAGAACGGUAUAAAGCUGAACCUGCUGCUUCAGGUGAAACAUCCAAAGAGCCACAAUCAAUGUCAUCCACUGUUCCUCCAUCAACUGAAAUAUCAUCCGCAGCAGUUCCUUCAGCAGAAGCACAAGUGAAACCAUGUGAUGGAGAACCUGUGGUAGCUGAGUCACAGGAAGAAUCUGUGGUGCCUGACUCUGCUGUUGAAGUGCCAUCCGAAUUGCAUGAGGUGCAACCUGAUGUGCCUGAUCAACCUCAUACAAAUGCACUCGAGAGUAAAACUGAGAAAAGUGCGGGACCCAUUGCUACCAAUGACGGUAAUGUGGCUGAGAAAGCAAUAGAGACUAAAACAGAAGAACCCAUGGUGCCUGUUUCUGGUAAUGACCAUAAUGUGGUAGUGGAGUUCGAGACUAAAAUUGAGGAACCUGUGGGGUCUGCUUCUACUAAUGAGCAUUUGGUUGUCAAGGAGGCAAUAGAGACUAAAACUGAGCAAUCCAUGGUGCAUGUUUCUGGUAACGAACCAGUAGAGACUAAACCUGAGGAACCUGUGGUGACUGUUGCUACUAUUGAUCCAAUGGUUGUUGAGGAGGCAAUAAAGACGCAAGCGGGGGAGCCUGUAGUACCUGUUUCUAUGAACGAGCCUAAUGUGGUUGAGGCGGUAAGCGAGACUAAAGUCAAGGAACCUCUUCCUACUAAUGAUCCUAAUGCAAUGGAGGCUGAAAAUAAGCAGCCACAACUUUCAGAGAAAAUGGAGAAUAAUGACGGACAUUUAAAAGUUGCAGUAAAUGUAAGUGACAAUAAGGUAGAAAACUCUGAGCUCCCACCAGAAGAAAAUGCUGCAGUAGCAAUGGAAGAAGGGUAAGUUACAAGAUAGGAGAAAUAUAUAUAUAGAGUAGGAUGAGGUACUUGGCGUUUCUUGUUAUCAAAGUCUUUAGCUUGUUUCCAUGGAUUAGUUGAUUGAUUUUAAGGUCGAUUCUUGAUUGGAGAAUACUAAGGGGUUCGAAUCCUCCCUGUUAUUUUUUCUGUUCAAUAGGACGAUUAUGAAGAGAAGCAUACAUGGAUUGUUUUUGAUUUGAGAUGAUGAUGUUCGUGCUGGUAUGAGACCAUGAAUGCGCUCUCUUUGUACAUUGUUUUGUUUAGCACAAGCUCAUUUUCGCGUAUUAACAAAUAUGUAUUGUAUUCUCAUUAAA